AUGCUGACGAGCAUUCAACAUAGGAAUCUCGUUCGCCUCGUCGGAUGCUGCUCAGAAGGCUCCCAGCGCCUGCUUGUCUACGAGUACAUGACCAAUGGGAGCUUGAACAGAAUCAUAUCUGGAAAGAGCGAGCUAUGUUUAGACUGGCAGACGCGAUUCCAAAUCAUUGUAGGAAUCGCACGGGGAUUACAGUACUUGCAUGAGGACUCCAACUUGAGGAUUGUUCAUAGGGAUAUCAAGGCCAGCAACAUCCUCCUCGAUGAGAAAUUUCAACCUAAGAUCAGCGACUUCGGUUUGGCCAAGUUCUUCCCAGAGGAUCAAACUUAUCUCAGCACAAGAUUUGCAGGAACUCUAGGGUAUUGUGCACCUGAAUAUGCUAUGAGAGGAGAGCUUUCUGCCAAAGCCGACAUCUAUAGCUUCGGUGUUAUUGUGCUGGAGAUCAUCUGUUGCAGAACCAACACAGACCUUUCUCUUCCAAUCGAGAUGCAAUAUCUUCCAGAAUAUACAUGGAAGCUAUAUGAAAGAUCAAGGCUGAAUGAAAUAGUGGAUCCAAAAUUACUAGAAGGAGCAGUGGAGAAAGAAGUGUUGCAGGUGUGCCAAAUUGCUCUGCUGUGCCUUCAGCCAUAUCCAGACUUGAGGCCCCCAAUGUCUGAAAUAGUGGCCAUGCUGACUUGCAGGGCUGAGAUAUCUUCGACUCCUGUGAAACCAACAUUUUUGGAGAGGAAAGCUAGGGUUAGCAUCAGGUCUCCAUCACCCUAG
Zingiber officinale is the source of this 759-nucleotide messenger RNA. RefSeq names its product probable LRR receptor-like serine/threonine-protein kinase At1g56140. NCBI's taxonomy places the organism in Eukaryota, Viridiplantae, Streptophyta, Magnoliopsida, Zingiberales, Zingiberaceae. Gene Ontology annotation, biological process: protein phosphorylation. The transcript has 4 exons. Bases 1 to 759 code for a protein of 252 amino acids. Gene Ontology annotation, molecular function: ATP binding; protein kinase activity. The record is from RefSeq and is a predicted model, not a curated record.